UCAGGUGAGGGCGGAUUCGCUGAAGAAGGACGUGAAUAUGAUGCAUAAUUUUCAUGUGGUGUAUGCUCAAAGGUUGUAAGUGGUCUCGAUUGAUGAUAUCCGGGUGGGGACUUUAUCUAUUAGCAGUAUGUGCAGGUCCGAAAUAUUAAUGGGGUAUGUCAAGAUAAGAUGCGAACAGGCUGCCAAUAGCCUAUAUAGCCGGAAUCAAGAGGUCGCUGGCAUAUGCGAAGCAAAUCCAGUCAGGGCAGAUGCUGCCUCGAUAGAAUCGCAUCAUUGUGGGUUUAUCGCUUGUGUCAGACGUUCAAACUGCGCGAAUAGCCUCUCGUGUUGUUCUUUCUGCUCUUGCCGUUCCUUAUCAUGUUGUUCUUGGUGCUCCCGCCAUUCCUGCUCCCAAUGUGCAUGUAGCCUUUCUUCAUGCUCUUUCCCAUCCCUUCGUUCUUGCUCCAAUUGCGCCUGGAAAUUUGCUCUCCACACUCUCCCCUCCUUUCGUUUCUGCUCCAACUGCUGCUGUAACGUCUGAAUCAUGGCCCGGAUCUCAGAUUCAGUGACCGAUUGUAUCUCGCGAGCAUCGUC
This is a messenger RNA of Aspergillus sclerotioniger CBS 115572, 573 nucleotides long. RefSeq lists its product as uncharacterized. Lineage: Eukaryota; Fungi; Ascomycota; Eurotiomycetes; Eurotiales; Aspergillaceae. The record is from RefSeq and is a predicted model, not a curated record. The transcript is spliced from 3 exons. The coding region runs from base 128 to 520 and encodes 130 amino acids.